AUGAGCGCCACCGCCGCCCUCGCGCCUGCCGGCACCCGGUCCCCAGACAAGAGCAAGGGCAAGGCCCUCCCGUCGGCGUCGGCCACGUCGUCCGACGACGCUGCGGCUCCCGCUGCUGCCGGUGCGGGCACGACGAACGCCAAGAACGUGGCUAGUCCCGGAGAGAUGUGUGGUUUUGUGGACACGCUCCUCAACCAGCUCGAGUCGCGCUUUGACGACAUGAGCGAACAGGUUCUCAACAGGAUGACCGAGAUGUCUGGCAGGAUAGACAACCUCGAGACCGCGAUUGCGGACCUGAUGCACGACAACCACAGCUCGCCCACGACCCCGAGCAAGAAGUAG
This is a messenger RNA of Apiotrichum porosum, 342 nucleotides long. RefSeq lists its product as uncharacterized. Lineage: Eukaryota; Fungi; Basidiomycota; Tremellomycetes; Trichosporonales; Trichosporonaceae. The transcript is spliced from 4 exons. The record is from RefSeq and is a predicted model, not a curated record. Gene Ontology annotation, molecular function: transcription corepressor activity. The coding region runs from base 1 to 342 and encodes 113 amino acids. Gene Ontology annotation, biological process: cellular heat acclimation. Gene Ontology annotation, cellular component: nucleus; cytosol.